CAAUGUCAGACCCCGCCCAACACAAUACCGGGGCUGCCGGGGCUAAUGGAUCCUCUCCGACCACAAGCGCCGAAACGCCUAAGGAGGCACCGGUCAUCAAACCCCGUCGAAAGCUCCCCGCAUGGCUGGAUCACUUCAAUGCGCGCGAUCUAAAAGUACUCUUUCGCUGCGCCGUGGCAGUAUGGGUCGCCUCACUGUUAAUCUUUAUCGGUCCAUCGCUACAGAAGCUGAGCACUGCGACCUUCUUUGCAACAUUGGUUCUGUUCAUGGUACCUCCUAAUGGAAUCGUCUUCAUCUUCGUUCUGGGUUCCUUCACCCUCAUCAUUGGUAUGGCCACAGGAUGGGCCUGGGGGGGUUAUCACUAUGAAGGCCGCUUUGGCGGCGCCCAAGCCAACUCAACUGGGCAAACUGUCGCCUAUGAAGAAGAGGUUCUUCUUUAUAGUGGAUAUAUGCUUGAUGCGCGCGUCUCGGCAGUAUACUUUUGCAUGAUUUGCUUCUUGGUUUAUCUCCUGGCCCGCAUUCGAGCUAAGAACCCCAAGUUUGUUCUAUUCCAGAUCUUCGGUACCAUCAUUAUGGACAUUUUCUUGACUAUUGGACCUUUACUUCCUUCCUUUGAAGGAACGAUAGCAAAAGUACUGAUUGAGCCUGCAGCCAUUGGAGUCGGCCUGGGACUAGCUUGUCAGAUCCUCUUGUUCCCCAAAUCGACUUCUUGUACCGUUCUGGAAGGCAUGGAGGGGCUGACCCGGCUAUUGAAGGGUCCACUAAAUGUGACUUCGGUUGGCUUGCUAUCGGACGAGCUAGUAACAUUGGCAGACUUGACAGCGAUUAAGAUGAAGAUCAUUGGUACAUACAAGGCGAUUCAGCCCGCGCUUGGAUUCCUCCAAUUGGAUUUUUCGGUCGGUCGCUGGAAUGCCGAUGAUAUCAAGAGUCUGAAGAAACCUUUGCGACGAGUUACACUCGCUUCCUUGGCAUUAAUGCAAUUCCACCUUCAACGUGCUGGUGGUCACGAAAAAUUGGAAAACCUCCGUGCAAUUCUCGUGGACUCGGAGAACCCUCAAACAGACAUACUAGAUGAGAAGAAACCACCAUCCCGAUCCCGUGAAGCUGGACGGCGUCAGCUCAUGGAAAGUGUUCGCCUCGUGAAGGCUUUCCACACCCCAGAACAUGAAACCCGUCGAUCUGAAAUCGUCGCAUCGAUCAAGGAGCCCAGCAAGAAGAUCUUACCUGUAUGCGAAGAGGCGAAUAACGUUUUCGCCGACUGUAUUCAUGCGAUAAAUGCUGCGCGCUGGUUCAAUCGACCAACUCAACAGCACAUGGAUGAGCUCCUCGCACGCACUGAGACUGCCCUGGAACAGCUGAAAAUCGAGCGCGAAGCCUUUACCUCCAGUUUUACAGACAGUCUCAUUCAGACAAAUGCAGAUAUAUUUGACCAGGAUGGGAACCUGAAAGAUCUCGAAGAAGCUACCGUGCAUAAGGUACGCGUGAUCUCGGUCUGUAUGAUCUUCGAGGAACAACUCAUUGGAGUGGCCGUGGCCUGGGAAAGCGCUCUGGAACAAUUGGUUGCUCUGAUGAAGGAGCGUCAGAAGAUUCGCUUGUGGCUUCCUAAAGGAUUGCGAUAUGCUGUUAACUGGGCUCUUCGAAGGAAUGCCGUUGCCCCUGUCAUCGCGGCGCAGACUCCCAAUGAUCCUGAAGUCGUGGAGGAACACUCCAAGGCGGCUCAGCAGAGUCUUCGGAUCAGUCGAGGAUAUCGCGUGAAGCAACGUAGUGGUCUGGGACGUGCGAUUCUUAGUUCCUACCACUGGUUUAUCAAUGCUGAUGGCAUGUAUGCCAUGCGCAUGGUGAUUGUUACCAUCGCCCUUGGAAUCCCUGCUGUUAUCCCAGCCAGUGCUGGGUUCUUCUAUCGUGAAAAGGGUCUCUGGGCUUUGAUUAUGGGACAAACCUCACUGGUGAUCUAUAUGUCAGAUUUUACACUCUCAUUGGUCUCUCGUACCACGGGUACCAUCAUUGGGGGUGUCACUGGUUUGGUGGCCUGGUACAUUGGCUCCGGCGAUGGCGGUGGUAACUCAUACGGCCUUGCAGCAGUGAUGGCCGUUGUGCUCACCUUGCUGAUGUGGCUGCGUCUUUUCCUCCCCUUAGCUUUAUUACAAGGCACAAUGAUGUGUGGAGCCACCCUCAUCCUUGUCGUUGGAUACAGCUUUGACGAUACGCACAUUCCCUCGUACGGAAACCCCGGGCAUGGAUACACCGUCUUCUGGCGACGAUUAGUACUUGUCCUCAUCGGAUCAGCCGCCGCGUUGAUCAUCCAACUCUUCCCUAGACCCCCAUCUGCUACACGCCACGUCUGCAAAUCUCUUUCAAAUAUUAUCCGCUCAUUAUCUGAUCACUACGCACUACUCCUUUCAUGCUGGGGCCAACCCGACCGUGAGGAAGGUCUAGUCGCCGAAGAACUAGCCUUCAAUGUCGCCGAUGCACUCAGUGCCCUCGAUGGACCAGUCGCUCUUCUCCGACUAGAAUUUUCCAGCUCACCCUUCGACAGUGAACGUCUUACUCAAGUGAAAGCUCUUUGUCAAGAUCUGAAUCAAAAUCUUGCCCGUCUCCUAUUCCUGUCUGCAUCCUUGCCAGAACAUUUCCAAACCAGAAUAGCAACCCGAGCUGGUCUUCUCGACCAUCGCAACAUCGGUGAUGCUAUGGCUGUUCUGGGACUCAUUGAGCAAGCUCUUAAAACCGGGGAUCCGUUGCCUGAAGUACUCCCGACACCCUUGCUAAACCGUUGUCUUGAUUACUGGGAGAAACAUAAGGGAGAAAUGAUAUUGACUACGGAGCUUAUGCAGGAUGAAAAUUACCGUCGCUUCUGUGUCGCUGUUAAUGCUCACCUUAACUUCCUGGGUGCUGUCGAUGACUUGGUUCUUGUGAUGAAGGGCACAUUGGGUGAGUCGCAUAUUGUGAGUCGGGAGUUGAUGCAUGAUUUGCAAGUG
Messenger RNA from Penicillium malachiteum, 2975 nucleotides. RefSeq lists its product as uncharacterized. The transcript has 5 exons. NCBI's taxonomy places the organism in Eukaryota, Fungi, Ascomycota, Eurotiomycetes, Eurotiales, Aspergillaceae. The annotation marks the transcript as partial. The record is from RefSeq and is a predicted model, not a curated record.